UGUAUCAUCGUUACAUUAUGGAAGAAUAUAUAUAUUUCUUUCUUUCUCUCCCCUAAAAAUCAUAAUAUAUACCAUUUCUUGUGGUCUAUAUCUAUUGUAUUGUAUCAUAUCCAUGAAACUUCUGCUGCAAAUAUCAGAGGUUUGUUGAGCCUUUUGAAUAGGGGACAUACCAACAUAUAAUAGUGGCUUAACUCCUUUGGUUUUUCUCUCACUCAGACACACACCUCCACCAACAACACUCAAACAGUGUUGUGUUAUAUUGCAUACCUUUAGUACCUCACUUCCUCAUGCCUCAGCACCAACCAACUCCAAUGGAACCACUUGUGAGCUACUACAACAAUGGCAAUGGCGACAGUGUCUGUGACAUCAUAAGCUGGUUUGAAGUUGUGUCCCAGAACGCUGGCCAUGUUCAGACUCAGUUGCUGUGCCAGAUUCUGAAGCAGAACUAUGGGGUGGAGUAUCUCAAGAAAUGGUUGGGGAACUACAAUAUCCUUGAGAUGGAACCAUGUGCAUUGGAAUCCCUUUUCUCUUCUGUGGUUCCCCUUGCUUCACAUGCUGAUUUUGACCCUUAUAUCCAACGGAUUGCAGAUGGGGAGACAGCUCCUUUACUCACUCAACAACCCAUAACACAUCUUUCCUUAAGUUCUGGAACCACAGAGGGAAGGCAGAAGUUCGUACCCUUUACUCGCCAUAGUGCACAAACCACGCUUCAAAUAUUCACCUUAGCAGCAGCCUAUAGAUCAAGGGUCUAUCCUACUAGGGAAGGUGGAAGAAUUCUUGAGUUUAUAUACAGCAGCAACCGGUUCAAAACAAAAGGAGGUUUAACAGUAGGAACAGCCACAACACACUACUAUGCUAGUGAAGAAUUCAAAAUCAAGCAGCACAAGACCAAGUCAUUUACUUGCAGCCCUGAAGAAGUGAUUUCUGGUGGAGACUACAAGCAAUCCACAUACUGCCACCUCCUUCUUGGCCUAUUCUUCUCCGACCAAGUUGAGUUCAUCACCUCAGCUUUUGUCUAUAGCAUGGUGCAAGCUUUCAGCAGCUUUGAAGAACUUUGGAGAGAGAUUUGCAAUGACAUCAGAGAUGGAACCCUGGGUUCAAGGAUCAAGUCACCCAAAAUGAGAAAGGCUGUUUUGGAGAUCAUAUCUCCAAACUCAAAUUUGGCUUCAAAGUUAGAGGCUGCUUGCCAGGAGCUAGAAGAGGUGGAUUGGUUUGGUUUGAUUCCUAAACUUUGGCCAAAGGCCAAGUAUGUGUAUUCCAUUAUGACAGGGUCCAUGCAACCAUAUUUGAAGAAACUUAGGCAUUAUGCAAAUGGGUUGCCUUUGGUUAGUGCUGACUAUGGCUCGACAGAGAGCUGGAUAGGGGUCGAUGUGGAUCCUAGUUUACCACCAGAAGAUGUAACAUUUGCUGUGGUGCCCACUUUCUCAUACUUUGAGUUCAUACCACUUCACAGGCAUGAAAAAGGUUUCAGUUCAGGCGGUGAUGAUUUCUUGGAAGAUAAACCAAUUCCACUAUCUCAGGUUAAAGUUGGCCAAGAGUAUGAAGUUGUGCUCACAACUUUCACUGGACUGUACAGGUGCAGGCUAGGCGACGUGGUGGAGGUGGCUGGGUUCCACAAAGGGACACCAAAGCUGAACUUUGUGUGCAGAAGAAAGCUAAUUCUGACAGUAAACAUAGACAAGAACACAGAAAAGGACCUUCAGCUAGUGGUGGAGAGAGGGUCUGAAAUUCUGAACAAAGCAAAGGGGGAGCUGGUAGAUUUCACAAGCUACGCAGAUGUAUCAAACCAACCGGGGCACUACGUGAUUUACUGGGAGAUAAAGGGGAAGGUAGAGGACAAGGUCCUUGGAGCAUGUUGCACAGAAAUGGACAAGUGUUUUGCUGAUCAUGGCUACGUGGUUUCCAGGAAAACCAACUCCAUAGGGCCCUUGGAGCUGUGCGUUUUGGAGAGAGGGACUUUUAAGAAGAUUUUGGAUAGCUUCAUAGCCAAUGGGGCAGCCUUGAGCCAAUUCAAGACCCCCAGGUGCACCAACAAUCAUGUCCUCCUUAAGAUUCUUAACACGUGCACCACCAAAAAGUUUCGCAGCACAGCCUAUACUUGACUUCCUCCAUCCAUGAAUAUCAUCAAAUAUUAAUGUUUCUUAA
This is a messenger RNA of Cajanus cajan (pigeon pea), 2145 nucleotides long. RefSeq names its product indole-3-acetic acid-amido synthetase GH3.10. The record is from RefSeq and is a predicted model, not a curated record. Gene Ontology annotation, molecular function: acid-amino acid ligase activity. Gene Ontology annotation, cellular component: cytoplasm. NCBI's taxonomy places the organism in Eukaryota, Viridiplantae, Streptophyta, Magnoliopsida, Fabales, Fabaceae.